GCGUCGCGCCGCGCCCAGCUGUGACUACUUCAUGCACUCUCAGCGACUGGUGUCAGACCCGCGGGUAGGCGCCACGGCGUCAGGCACUGUCGGCGCCGACGCCGAUCUAAGCGGGGGCGGCAGCAGCAUCGGCGGCACACCGCAGCUGUCGCUGAUCGAGUCGCUGCGGGGGCGCGCCGUGUUCAUCACAGGCGCCACCGGCUACCUGGGCGGGGUGGUGCUGGAGCAGCUGCUGCGGGUGGCGGGCGAGGCGGUGGGGCGCGUGUACGUGCUGGCGCGGGCGCGGGGGCGGCUGGGCGCGGCGGAGCGGGUGGGGCGGGUGCUGGGGGGCGGGCUGUUCACGACGGUGCGGGAGCGGCACGGCGAGGCCAUGCGCAAGGUGGUGGCGGUGGCUGGCGACCUGUCUGAGAGCGGCUGCGGCAUCUCGGAGGCGGCGCUGGCGGAGAUGGCGGCGGAGGGGUCGCUGCUGGUCAUACACAGCGCCGCCAGGAUCGCGCUGGAGGACCCCAUCCAGACCACCCUGCUGAACAACUACGAGGGCACGCGGCGUCUGCUGGGCCUGGUGGCUGGCCGCCUGGCGCACUGCUGCGCCGGCUUCGUGCACGUGUCCACCUCCUUCGUGGGCAUGAACCAGCCGCACAACAGCGUGGUACCCGAGCGCCUGUGCCCGCUCAUGUUCGGAGACCAGCGGGUGGACCACGCGCGGCUGGCCCGCGAGCUGCUGGCCACGGACACCGCCAUGGCGGACAUGCGGGCUGACAUGCUGUGCAAGAACUGGGGGCUGCCAAACACAUACCUGCUGGGCAAGCACCUGUCCGAGUCGCUUGUGGAGCAGUACCACUCCGAGCGCCUCAUCCCGGCCGGCUGCGCCAUCGUGCGGCCCAGCCUGGUGUCGGCGUUGGCAGGCGCGCCCUGGCCGGGAUACGUGGGCAACCUGGCGGGCCCCUCCGGCUACAUGACCGCCUUCGCGCUGGGCUUCUUCAACCGCGGCAGUGCGGCCUGGCACGCCUGGCACCUGCUCGACUCGGUGCCCGGCGACGUCGCCGGUGCAGUCAUCCUGGCAGCCGCCGCCGCCCUCGCCGCGGGCAUCCACAGCCGCGAGCAGCUGCACGCGCUGGCGGCGCGCGCCGCCGCCAACGGCGGCGGCGGCGGCGGCGGAGCCGCCGCCGUGGUGGCGGCGACGGCGGCCAUGUCGGAUCAGCGGACGUCGGGCUCGUUCCUGGAGGGCGGGAACGAGUCCUUCAGACUGAGGCCGGGGGUGCAAGGCGGCGGCGGCUUCGGCGGCGCGCUGCGCACAAUCACCACGGUUGGACGAGCGCACGACGGCGGCGCCGAAGGCGGCGGCGGCGGCGGCGGCGGAGCCGCCGCCACCCUGGCUGAGGACUCGGGGGACCAUUGGAACCGCCGUGCGCUGCAGGCACAGGCGGCGCUGGAUGCGGCGGCGGCGGGGGAGGAGGGGCGGCGGGAGGCGCCGGCGGCGCAGCGGGCUGCGGGGGAGCUGCUGGUGUUCCACGCCGCCAGCAGCACCGUCAACCCCUGCCUGCACUGGGAGGCGUACGAGAUGGCUCGCCGCUUCUUCACCGUGCACAAGCUCAAGUACCGCUUGGGCGGCUAUGUGCGAGCGGGAGCCGACUACAUGCCCGUGCCCUGGCGCGUCACCCUAGCCAAGAAGAUCACCAAGGCCAAGGUGGCGGCGGCGGCGGGGCUGUUGGGCUGCUUCGGACAGCAGCGCGCCGCGCGCAAGCUGCGUGUGGGCUUCACGGCCUGGGAUUACGCCAAUGACGUCAAACACGACAAGACGCUGUUCUUCUCGGUGCGCAACGUGCUGGCUCUGGAGCGCUGCCUGCCGCCGCAGGAGCGAGCCGCGCUGCCGCUGGUGUGGCGCGGCAGCUGGGAGCUGUUUGCAAACACCUACAUGGCGGGCGUGUGCAAGCUGUUCAUGGGUCUGCCUGUGCCGCCCGCCACACCCCAGCUGCCGCACAACUUCGUGCACCUGCCCUUCGUGCACCUGACGCCCGAGCAGCUGCCGCGGGUGGCCGGCGCCGGAGCCGCCGCCGGCACGGCGGCUGCAGGCGGGCCCGCCGGCACCACGCCAACGGCGGCGGCGGUGCCGCCGACCGCUGCUGGCACGACGGCCGGGGCCGGGGCGGCGGCGGCGGCGGCCGCACCGCUGGCGGUGGAGGAGCAGACCCGUACGGCGGCGGCUGCGCCGCCGGCGGGCGCGGGUGAAGGUGGCGGCGGCGGCGGCAGCGCUGUGAAUGGAAGCAGCGGCGGCGGCGGCGGAAAGAAGGGCGGCCCUUGGACCCUGGGCAAGAUACUGGGCGGUGGUGGUGAUGGUGGUGGGCACAAGAAGCACGACACGGCUACGGAUCAGGAGCAGCAGGGGCAGGGGCCGGCGCUGGUGAAGGCAGGCGGCGUGGCGGCGGCGGCGCCGGCGGGUCCGGCACAGGCGCUGCCGGCACAGGUCGUGUGAGGAGGUUCCUUUCGCGUGUGUUGGGCCGCUUGGGCCGUUGUGUCAAGAGGGGAGGAGUGGGGAAGGGGAGACGGCUGCAUGGCUGCUGCCUGUCUUGAAGGGAGCCGAUGUGAAUAGUAAGGCUGUUGUGGAGUGGAGAGGCGCCGAGUGGGGUUGAGGUCGUUCGCGGCGCGUCCGGCCAGGUCCCGGCGUUCCUCUGACUGAUUUGUGGUACAAUAGCUGUACAGCGCAAUAACCAUGUUGCAAUUUAGUUCUUACGACGUUCUUACUUCUUUCGACACUUGCUUCUAUUGAUAUCUGACUUAGCAGCGCUGGGCAGCAGCUGGGCAGGUGCAUGCAGCUAUGUCCUGCAGUCUGGAACCGGCUGACCCAGCCGCCUGUCGGCGCUGUUUGCACAUGCGGCGCAGGGGGGGGGACAGAAGCGCUAGGAACAAAACUUGGCACGAACCUGUGCAAAACCUCUUGGGACCCCCCGACCGACCGACCGACCGGCCACUUUGAGGGGUCAUAACUUUGCACCCAGAAACCCAUUUUCGAUUUUGAAAGCGGAUUCGUGAUUUUCUCGUUGAGCUCUAUCCAUUUGAGGCAUGGGGUCUGUUUCGGAAGAUUCUACCCCCCCCUGUGCGGCGCAUUAUUGGUGCAUUGAUUGUUCAUAGGUAACGUGGGCGUAAUGCCUGCGGGCCUUUGGCGCCUAGCGUUGCGCCUAGCUUGCGGCGAAGGCGGCUGUCAGGAGGCGUGCGUGUGUCCAGGCGAGCACACAGCAGCACGUGCGUGCCCAUGUCGCCUACUGGGCAAGCGACGUCGCGAUGUUUGUCGUAGCGCCGCCGGUUGCUGUUGUUGGAUGGGUGCAGAGCACACCGUGCGUGUGCGCAGUUGCGCACAGUGCCCUGUCAUUGGAUGGAUGUAUGGUGCGGAGGGGCUGCGGCGCACAGGCAGGUGCUGCCGUUGUGAGGUUCGGGGGGUGGGGAGGAUGAAUGUAUGGACGGAGACGGGAGGGGUGCAACCCGCUGCAGGAGGCUGGAGAUGGGAGAUGGGACAAUUGGACAUUUGGAUUUUGGACACUCGAAAAUGGAUGCACAUUAUUCGGGCGGUGCAUACAGCGCAGAGAAGAGCACGCUGUAAGUCCACACAUGC
This is a messenger RNA of Chlamydomonas reinhardtii, 3607 nucleotides long. RefSeq lists its product as uncharacterized. Gene Ontology annotation, biological process: long-chain fatty-acyl-CoA metabolic process. Bases 32 to 2473 code for a protein of 813 amino acids. The record is from RefSeq and is a predicted model, not a curated record. Gene Ontology annotation, cellular component: intracellular membrane-bounded organelle. The transcript is spliced from 14 exons. Gene Ontology annotation, molecular function: alcohol-forming very long-chain fatty acyl-CoA reductase (NADP+) activity. Lineage: Eukaryota; Viridiplantae; Chlorophyta; Chlorophyceae; Chlamydomonadales; Chlamydomonadaceae.